AUGUUGGAGGAUAGAGAUGCCAACAACCGUAAGCAUGAAGUGGUUGCUGAGAACGUAACUAAUGUGGGGUCCGAGGGUACCGAAAAUGGAAUCCCAACCCAAGAACUAGCAACAAUUGACGCAAGACAAGUGGGAAGAGUUUGCUUCUACAAGACGUUUCUAAGUUGCAAGCCACCAGAGUUUGUGGGGUCAGAUGACCAUGUGGCAUGCAUGAACUGGCUUCAAGAGAUCGAGCAAGCCUUCCGAGCUUGUGAAUGUGAUGAGGGGCAAAAGGCGAAAUUUGGCUAUCAAAUGCUAAGGGGCGCGGCCCUUACCUGGUGGAAUAUUGUCAUAUCAACCAUAGAGGCCCAAGAGCUAGCCAAGAUGAGUUGGACCACUUUUAAAGAAAAAGUAUUGGAGGAAUAUUGCAAUGAACAAGAGAUGGAUCGCAUAGAAGAAGAGUUUCGAACCCUUAAGAAGGAAAACUUGUCAGUGAGAGCCUACACGCGACUUUUCAUGGAAAAACUGAAUUUAGUGGGACAUGUGGCUCCAACGGAGAAAGAAAAGAUGAAAGCUUACCUAAAAGGGUUGCCCGCAGACAUGAUGGUUAUGGUUAGGAAUUCUAGGGCUUCCACCCUUAGGGAGGCAAUCGAGGAGGCAAAAGUCAUGGAAACAGUUUUUAGUAAGGGGAAAGAAGAGAAAGUGGCAAGUGGUGAGAAAAGGAAGUGGGAAGGUCAUUAUGCAUGUUCUAAGAAACCAAACCACAUCAACAACACCAAUCGUGGAGUUUAUCCUAGGCAGGAGGCUAGGUGGUGCCUCAAAUGCCGCACCAAACACCACGGCCCGUGCAUCACCAACUCUACCCCUGCAAAAUGUUUUAAACGUGGGAAACCAGGCCACACACGAAAUGAGUGUCCUAUUAAAGGGCCCAUCUAUUUUGGAUGCGGGGAGCCGGGUCACUUCAGGAAUGACUGUCCGAAGAUGAAGGCAGAAGGGGGCCAGGGAAGAAAAGAAAAUACCCCGAAAAUGGUCGGCCAAGCCUUUCAGAUGACUGCUGAGGAAACUAAGGCAUCGACGGAUGUGGUGUCAGGUACGUUCCUUGUUAACUUCGUACCUGCACACGUGCUUUAUGAUUCAGGUGCUUCAUGUUCCUUUGUGUCCACUUCAUUCUACCAACUCUUGCAUACGCCCCCUAGUACACUAGAAGAUGCCUUGAUCAUUGAGUUAGCAAAUGGUAGUAAAGUUCUGGUGCGUGAAGUUAUUAGGGAUUGUGUAUUGGGAAUCGAGGGAAAAGAAUUUCGGGUAGACCUUAUACCUAUGGCCAUCGGCAGAUUUGACAUCAUAACUGGAAUGGACUGGUUAGCAAGGAACCAAGCGGAAAUCUUAUGUUCUAAUAAAUUGAUUCGAAUACCUUUACCGGACAGGGACGCAGUGCUAGUUCAUGGAGAUAUAAAGAAGGGAGACGUAGUACUCCUAUUCAUGGCAAAGACGCAUAAAUGCUUAGCUAAGGGAUGUCCCUCAUUCAUCGCGUACGUGUUAGAUGCCAAGAUAGAAAAAGGAGGAAUAGAGGAUGUGAAGGUGGUCAACGAAUUUCCCGACGUUUUUCCUGAAGACUUACCCGGUUUGCCACCCGUUAGGAAAAUGGAGUUCUGA
Cynara cardunculus var. scolymus (artichoke) is the source of this 1632-nucleotide messenger RNA. RefSeq lists its product as uncharacterized. Gene Ontology annotation, molecular function: zinc ion binding; nucleic acid binding. The coding region runs from base 1 to 1632 and encodes 543 amino acids. The transcript has a single exon. NCBI's taxonomy places the organism in Eukaryota, Viridiplantae, Streptophyta, Magnoliopsida, Asterales, Asteraceae. The record is from RefSeq and is a predicted model, not a curated record.